AUGGGCGGCGGCAACGACAAAUGGAUUGCCCUCCUGGCCUGGACCCUCUUCUCCUUCAUCGCCAUCUCAUCCCAGGUCUUUGUCUUCUGGCCAUGGCUCUUUGGUUCCUGGACAACCUCCUCCGCCUCACGCCACACCGCCUUUGUGCCAAUGAAUCCUGUCGAAGCACUGGAUCCGCUUGAGAACGGUCUAGGGAUGCAGCUGCUAGGAGGAGUCGAGGAUGGUAGUAUUGGCGAGAGCAGCAAUGGACCGACGUUUGGAUAUCUGUCGGUGAUGUGGGCCAAUUUGAAUGUACGGGCGCUGUUGUACCUGGUUCCGUUCAACUGCUCACUCGUCAUGCUGUGUUGGAAUUACUAUCUGACCAUGACGACCAACCCGGGAUCACCUCCGCUUGACUGGUGCCCCCCAAUUGACGGAGCUAGCAUGGAGUACAAAACCACAACGCACACUCCUCGCUACUGCCGCACCUGCGACGCUUACAAACCACCUCGGACACACCACUGUCGAACAUGCAAAAAAUGCGUCCUCAAGAUGGACCAUCAUUGUCCAUGGGUCCGGAACUGCAUUGGUUUCUACAACUAUGCCCACUUUGUACGCUUCAUUACCUGGACAACCAUCUCGACCUUCUACUGUGCAGUCCUACUCAUCCUCCGGUGCAUUGAGGCCUACGAGAAUGAAAAGCUCGGACUCAAUCUGCAGAAUGCGCCAACUCAGGAACAGAUGAUCAUGAUAGUGGUGAACCUGUGCUUGGACGGCUCUGUCUUGUUUGGGAUAAGUGUUUUGACCACAUACCAUUUUUGGUGCAUCUCCUGCAAUACCACCACCAUUGAGAGUUGGGAGAAGGACCGAGUUUUGACCAUCAUCCGCCGAGGCAAGAUUCAUGAGGUUAAGUGCCCCUACCAUCUGGGUGUGUUGACAAACUUUCAAGAGAUCCUUGGCCAGAAUCCUUUGCUGUGGUUGUGGCCUCAACCAAUGCUUGGGGAUGGCAUUCAGUUCAAGAUGAGGAGUGACAUAGGAGAUCGAGAUGAUUCUGAAUUUGAAUUGCCAGUGUCGUUGUUGUCAACAUCGCCGUUGUCGCUCAAUGACACAUCGGUAGCCGCACAUGCAGCAGGAGGAGGAUUACCCUUGUCGUCGUCGUCGUCGUCGUCUUCGCGGUCUCCGAUGUCAAAGCGCUGGUUUGGUCCGACGGAGGUGCGGCAAUCGCGUGUUGAUGAACUGGUGGAGAUGGUUUAG
This is a messenger RNA of Linnemannia hyalina, 1233 nucleotides long. The record is from the annotation of a GenBank genome assembly. Lineage: Eukaryota; Fungi; Mortierellomycota; Mortierellomycetes; Mortierellales; Mortierellaceae.